AUGCGGAGCAGUACUGUUUUUGAUAUACUGGUUCCCAUUCGAGUUAUUCAAAGUAAUAUCGGUUGUUUUCGAAUGUUAGGUUAUGGAGUCGGGCAUUUUUACAAUGAUCUCUGUGCCAGUAUGUGGUUUACUUAUCUCAUGAUAUUUUUGGAAAGGGUCAUGUAUUUCAAAGCAUCAGCUGCUGGUUUUUUGAUGCUUGUGGGGCAGAUCACUGAUGCUAUCAGUACACCGAUUGUGGGCAUGGCUAGCGAUAGCUCUAAACUUCCAGUUUGUUUGAAGCGUUUAGGAAGAAGGGUUUCUUGGCAUCUUAUCGGAACCGUUUGUGUCACUUUAUCAUUCCCAUUUAUUUUCAAUAAGGGUCUUCUGAAUAGUAAAAUUAAUAAGCUUUGGCAAAUUGGUUGGUACGUCCCGUUUAUAAUGCUUUUCCAAUUUGGUUGGGCCUCUGUACAAAUUUCCCAUUUAGCCUUGAUUCCGGAGCUUUCUGAGGAUAGCAGCCGUAGAAGUUCUCUUGGAUCACUUAGAUACAAUUUUACUGUUUUGGCUAAUCUUUUUGUGUUUCUUGGACUUUCGGCUCUUUUAAAUCGUGACGAUAGUGGUGGUGGAAUAACUGCGGCAGACAGCACUCAUUUCAGCAUUGCUUCCAUCGGCGUUGUGGUUAUUGGUUUGAUCACGUCGAUUUUAUUUUAUGCAACUACAAAAGAACCGACUGAUGGGCGUAGGUUGAGUCGCUUGAACUCUGCUUCUACUUCACCUGAACUUGCAAAAAUGUCCUGGACAAAUUGGUUCAGUCACCUUCAGUUUUACAAAGUUUCGUUUCUUUAUAUGUUUUCACGUUUGUUCAUCAAUGUUUCGCAAGUGUAUUUUCCGUUUUACAUAACCCUAACCGCAAGCUUUUCAAAGAAAUAUAUCGCAGUUUUGCCCAUGAUAUCUUGUAUUUCUUCAUUUUUAGUCGCUUCACUUGUUAGCGCUCCACGGAUAAAUAGACUGCUUGGGAACAAAAUUCUUUACCUUUUUGGUUGUCUUUUUGGCAUCAGUAACUGUGCAGCCAUGUAUUUCAACCAAACGAUGGUCUCGAUAAUAUGCAUCUCUAUACUUAUAGGUGUCGCACAGACAGUCGUCUUAGUUUCAGUCUUAGCUAUUACAGCAGAUUUAAUAAACAGAAAUACCGAGAGUGGCGCAUUUGUUUACGGGGUGAUGAGCUUUAUGGAUAAAUUGGCUAACGGAAUUACGUAUCAGCUCAUUGAAUUGUUGAACCCUCACUUAUAUAUAGGAUUACGUUUGCCUAGUGAAUCGGUGUCUGCCAAUUGCGCCGUUUUUUAUCGAUGUGUUAUGAGUUUUGUUCCGGGAGCCUGUAUAGGUCUUGCGUUCUUGGUGCUUAUAACUUUAUCACGAGAAACUGUUGGGGCAAGGACCUGUCGAGUGAGGACUGAGCCCGGUGAAAUACAUAUUUAA
This is a messenger RNA of Enterobius vermicularis (human pinworm), 1452 nucleotides long. The record is from the annotation of a GenBank genome assembly. NCBI's taxonomy places the organism in Eukaryota, Metazoa, Nematoda, Chromadorea, Rhabditida, Oxyuridae.